CGUGCCUGUUCUACUCUUUCACUGGCGCAGUUCUGGAAGUACCGAGGCAAAGGAAUGAAUGCAUAGUCAGCCUCCGUCCAAGGGAGCAGGAAAGGAAACUCCUACAUUACAACACGACACAACGGGACAAAGUGCUAUUGCUGCUGAUUGCUGAUAAAAAGGACUGUACGGAUUACCAAAAAGCAGCAAUUUUGGACGUGCUUGUUUUCAAGAACAAAUUGCAUUACUGGUAUUUUAUGUUAGGAUUUUUUUUUUUUUCCGAAGAGAAAACUACAGAAUUCUUCAUGACAAACUAUUAAUAGUCUGAAACAAAUUACCGAGCUACGACUGAGACUUUAUUUAAAACAAACAACUGCAUUGAAUUGUAAACCGCAUACAGUUGCUUGUCUGCAAUGAUGAAGUUCCAUCAUUCAAACAAAUCGGAAGUAGCCAUUUACAGUAACUUUAUGCCUUCAUAAAACAUAAUUAAAAAACAAAACAAAACAAAAACAACCCCACACAAACAUAUUUUUAGGGACAAGCAUCCUGUAACUUGUGCCGUUUUAUUAAGGAAAAUACUUGCGUCAGUCUUUCAAGAAAUGUAAUGAGAUGUCAGCCGCCUUCUGCAUGUUGUUUUUGGUGACUUAACGGUUUUCCCAAGAUGUUUACCGGUAUGAUGAGGUUGGAGGGCCUGGGCUCUUCCUCCAGUCCCAACAGUAACAGAGCACGCAGCCUUCCGCUACACUCUGCUCGCUGCAGCGGAGAAGAUGAGUCUGAAGUAGUGCCUCCAGGGACCAGUUCCCGCAAAAAGAUACUUCACAGGAGACCGGGUUAUAUGAGAGGAGAGCGACAGAAAUGCUUACAAUUUACAGAGGAAGAAAAUAGCAAAAGACCCUGCCAGCAACCUGGGAUGAGUAGAAAGACUUAUUCAGACAUUCAGAAAUAUGGUCUUGGGACUUGUCAAAUGCUUAACCUAAAGGAGUCCGUAGAUACUGACCACCACACUGUACAAUAUAGCAAUCCAAUGGCAGCUGCCGAUUCUGUACUAAAUAGCUCUAGCACUAUAACCUUGCAUUUGUCCUCAGUUGUGAAUGUACCAGCAUGUAUGCAUCAGUCCUUGUCAAACAGCAGCUGUAGAAAUGGACCUUGGCCAUGUGAAUGUCAGACAAAUCAACAGAAUAACAAACUCCUUGAAAGGAAACGUAAGAACAUGAAAGUGGAAACUGCAUUGCAGGAAAUGCCGUGUACAUCUUCUAAGGAAAACUGUAAGGAGACUUUGGAUUCCGUGGAUGACACUUUCAACUCGAGCUUUAGUUUUAUACAGAAUUCUUUGAAUUUGAGCCAUGGGGUGGGAAAUGCAGGAAAUUAUUCAAAACACUUGUCUGCGGUCGGCCUGGAAGAACCGACAAUAUUACAGGACGAAACACAUUGCGGUUUUUCCAAAAUGGAUAAAACAGAUCAUUUCUUCAGCAAAGACCUGUGGACAGACAUUGAGAGAAUGUCUUGGCAGUACAAUCAGAUUGACCAAAGUCAACCAAUCACAGAUGCAGAUAUGAAACGGAGACUGGAGGACUCGGACACGUUCUCCGUUGACACUGAAGCCAUGUUCUCCAUCUCUGUGGAUACCUCAGAUGCAGUGUCUGCUGGAUCAUCUGUCACCUCGGGCUACGAGAGCAGCACCAGUAAUACUGAUCAAACCUGGGAUGCAGUGCUGAAGAAAUACGAUGGCUUCCUGCAAGAAUGUCUGCAAAGUAACCGAUUUAACAUAAAGAUUGAGGCCUCAUUGUUAAAGCUCCAGAAACUUCAGGAGAAGGCAGUACAAGAGGAUGACUAUGACAGAGCUGACAAAUUCCGAAAGAAAUUGGUAGAGCUGAAAAGAGAGAGAAGUACUCUAAAGGUUGGACUGCCAUCAAAACAUCCUGCAGUCUCUAGGUUUCUGGAAAGACUGAAAGACCAGGCACAGGCAGCAUUACAGCAAGCUUUUAGUGACUGUGGGUCUAACAAUGAAGAGAUUCAACAUUCACAAAGGCUAGAAAAGGAGGUCACAUGCUCAGGUCAAGAAAAGACACAGGGAUCUAUAUUCAGAAGAGACCGACUCAUUCAAGAAAAGCAACAGUUACAGAAGGAAAUUCAGGACCUCAGAAGAAAGUUAGCAGAGCUCGAAGUGAAAGACUGCCUGUUAAGUAAGGAAAUUAAGGAGGAAGACAGACUAAUUCAGUCCCAAGACGGUGAUAUUCCUUCCCUGCUGAACAUACCUCUCAGUGAGCUGCAGGAUAUGAGUAAAGCCCUGGAUGAAAUGGGGAACUCUGUCCAUCGAAACCACCUCUUCACUGAGCUUCCCCCUCACAUAAAGAGCCUCAAAGAAAGGGAACAAUCACUGAGCAAAACUAUUAAAGAGGCUACAGCAAAAAUUUUCAUGAGUCAGAAACUGUGCAGCAGCCUAAGAAAGAAAGCUAGUGAUAUUGAGACACAGCUACCAACCCUACACGAAGCCAAAGUGGUAGCCAUAUCAGGAAAUGAUUUCUCCACUGCGAAGAACCUGAAGGAAGAAAUUAGGUCCUUGAGCUCAGAGAAAGACAGGCUGGAAGAGCUCAUUGAGAAACUGCAGGCUUUGAGCACUGGUAACGACCGAGCGUUAGACAUGACGAAAGAGGACUACAUCAGGGUGAAACAAGAGUUGGAGCUCAAUGAGAUUCAGUUUGAAAAGAAUUUGAAAGACAAUGCUGCCAAGUACAUUGAAUUGUUGGAAGAUAAAUUAAACAGCUGUGGGAGUCUGUUGCUGGAGAGAGUGUGGGAAGCUGACUUGGAGGCCUGUCAUCUGCUUGUCCAGGGGCUCCAUUUGAAAGAGUCUGGAUGCUGCGUGUCAGAAGGGGAAGAGAGCCGAGCCGAUGAAACAGAGCCCAUGGAUGACCCAUGCUCAGAUACUGAAACCAAAAAGGAAUGUGAUUUUCCAAAGCUGGGUGUGUGGAAAGCUGUUGAAUGCUCUGAACAAAAGCCCACUGCAUUAACUGAGAAAUUGGAAGGGUUUUUUUUCGGCAAAGACAAUCAGCCUGAGGAUGCCUGCUGUGGCCCAGCCCGUAUAACAGAGCAGUGUGAAUCAAUCAGUGAGAAAUUGCUCUCCUUGGAGCACCAUCUGCAAACAGCUAUUCUACACCACGAUGAAGACCUUACUCAAUCUCUGCAGAGGGAGAUCCAGAUGGUGAAAGCAACUCUGCAGGCAAUGUUGAAGCAGUUACAGGCCUCCUCCGAGGAAGGGGAAAAGGAGAUGGAAGACUUCUUUGAUGACAGCUGGUGACUGGGACUGGGAGAAUGACAACCACAUCAUAUUUUAUAGUAAUGCACAGGGGACGGUUUUUAGUAACUAAACACUGCCUUUUCAAGUCCCAGGGAACCAGUAUAGGGGCAGACCCAGCAUCAGGUAGAGUAGCUGAAUCAGUUAUAUAGAAAAUGAGCCCUGGUGUCUAUCACCACAUGCCCUGCACAAUCAUUUCACUCGCUGACACGGUUUUACUGUGACUUUUUCAACUGGUGUGUUCAGCUCUUUUCAAGGAUUGGCUCGCUAUAAAAGGAUACUGGCCUAUUUCCUGGAGUAUCUUUAUCUGCAUGUAUGUGUUCAUUCCAUACAGUGUGACUUAGCAAAGGACGGUGUUUAUAUAAAGUAGGCUAGGAUUUUAACCACUUCAACAUUGCACGUUUUAAUAAUCUCUUAAAUUCAGGGUCCAUAAACUGCCUGCACAUUAAAAAGAGUUCUGACAUAUUUGGUUUGGCUUUUAAACCAAUGUUGGAACUAUUUUGCCCUUUUCACGGUUUGGAAUGUGCAAAUACCUCAAUCCUAUAUGCUAUAGUUAAAUGUUACUGCAUCAGCCUAAUAACUUCAUGUAUUUCAGACAAUGGUCUACUUUCAAGCAGACCACGUGACCUACAGCAAAGGCACACAUCAUGAAGUACUUCAUCUAUGUUUGAAAUAUUUGAAUAAUCUAAAAAAAGAACCAAAUGAUUCUGAACACAAUAAAAGGUGGGCCAGUAAUAAAGAUAGUAAAACUUAGAAAUGUAAUUGAUUGGCUCUCAUUUAGAAUAUUUUUUGGAAGACGGUUUGAAUGGCAGUAUUGCAUCUUAAAAUAUGGCUGCUUAAUAACAUUAAAUAAAAAAUGUUUAAAGAGUUAAAUAUUUUGAUGGAGGUAUACACUUUGUGGCUUAAACCAAAUCCUACUAUAGUGCCGGGAAAAAGUAUUUGCCCCGUCUGAUUUUCUGCAUUUUUGCAUAUUUUUGACACUAAAUGUUGUCAGAUCUUCAACGAAAAUCUAAUAUUAGGUAAAAAAGACCCUGAGUGAACAAAUAACACAAAAUGUUGAUACUUAGUUCAUUUAUUUAUUAACCCUUUGCGGUCCAUUUAUU
Molecule: messenger RNA, 4374 nt
Organism: Polyodon spathula (Mississippi paddlefish)
Lineage: Eukaryota; Metazoa; Chordata; Actinopteri; Acipenseriformes; Polyodontidae
Gene: disc1
Product: DISC1 scaffold protein
Exons: 14
Coding region: 641-3274 (877 amino acids)
Biological process (GO): neuron migration; cilium assembly
Cellular component (GO): mitochondrion; microtubule; centrosome
Molecular function (GO): protein binding
Source: RefSeq, a predicted model, not a curated record